AUGGCAACCUCCACCUUCCCUCCUCCUCCCGUCAGUUCCAUUGACUGGAACAAUGUCGGCUUUAAAGUCCGUGACGUAAACGGCCACGUAGAAUGCCACUUCUCUCACAGCCAAGGCGGCAAAUGGAGCGCUCCCAAAUUCGUCACCUCGCCCUACCUGCCCAUCCACGGCAUGGCCCCAGGCCUCAACUACGGCCAACAAGCCUACGAAGGUCUCAAGGCCUUCCGCCGCCCAGACGGCUCCAUCAGCGUGUUCCGCCCUGAUCGCAACGCCGUGCGCAUGCGUCACUCCGCCGAGUUCAUCUCCGUCCCGCCUAUCCCGGAGGACCUCUUCGUGGAGAGCGUGAAGCUCGCCGUCGGGGCGAAUGCAGAGUUCGUGCCGCCCCAUGAAACCGGCGCGGCGAUGUAUGUCCGGCCAUUGGUCUUCGGCUCUUCGGCACAGCUGGGUCUCUCCCCGCCCGACGAGUAUACAUUUGUGGUCUUUGUCAUGCCGACCGGUGUGUAUCACGGAGUGCAUGCCGUGGAUGCCCUGAUCCUGGAGGACUUUGAUCGCUCCGCUCCGGAGGGCACGGGAUCAGCCAAGGUGGGUGGAAACUAUGCGCCGGUCCUGCGGCACAGUGGACGGGCACACAGCGAGGGAUUCGGGAUCACACUGCAUCUGGACAGCCGCACAAGGUCGGAGAUUGAUGAAUUCUCGACGUCGGCGUUUAUCGGCGUGCGCAAGGAUGCCUCGGGCGCUGUGACGCUGGUGCAGCCGGAUAGUAAGAACGUCAUCGACUCGGUGACGGCAGCAUCCGUGUUGGAGAUCGGAGAGCGCGUGUUCGGAUUUAAGUCGGAGAGACGCCGCGUUCCCUAUGAGGAGCUGAAGGAGUUCAAGGAGGUCAUUGCUUGCGGCACGGCGGCUGCACUAGUGCCGAUCCGGAGCAUUACCAUGCGGUCGCGGGGCGAUCGCCUUACAUAUGACGCUGGGGAUGACGGAGAGAGCGGUGGAGAGGUGUGCGCGAAGCUCCUGCAGACGCUGAAGGGGAUCCAGGCGGGCAAGAUCGAAGACCAGUUUGGAUGGAACUUCUCCGUCGAGAGGCCGCCAGAGGGCUGGGCCACUGCUGGCAGCGAGAAGGAGUCAGAUGGUGCCAAUGUGCCAUAA
Aspergillus pseudonomiae is the source of this 1143-nucleotide messenger RNA. Its product is annotated as branched-chain amino acid aminotransferase. The coding region runs from base 1 to 1143 and encodes 380 amino acids. The transcript has 2 exons. Gene Ontology annotation, molecular function: branched-chain-amino-acid:2-oxoglutarate transaminase activity. Lineage: Eukaryota; Fungi; Ascomycota; Eurotiomycetes; Eurotiales; Aspergillaceae. Gene Ontology annotation, biological process: branched-chain amino acid metabolic process. The record is from RefSeq and is a predicted model, not a curated record.